UUGCUGAGCGGUUGAGUUGGCUCGCGUCGCUUUGUCGCGCAGAUCUAACUGUGAUUAAAAUCGCAUAAAUUAAUAAUAUGAUCGCGUACAAUUAAAAAAUGUUUAAGAUAAAAGCACAAAAAUCUGUAUAAAUUAAGACCAAUAUGCUGUGAGCGCAAAAUAAGUUAAAAUAACGAGUUCACAACUAAGAAAAUGGCGGCGUAGCAAACAAUAAAAAGCAACGACAACAACAACUCGGGAACAACUACGUAAGCAGCGCAGCUUAAUAAACUCUUUUCGGCUGCACAAAAAAUUAAUCUGGUUUUAUGUUUUACUUUUAUGAGGCGCGCGCGCCAUUUGUAUCUGUACAUUUGUGUUCGUGUGUGUGCGUGAGUGAGAGAGUGCUAGAAGAAAAUACCAUAAAAAGGCAACGACAAAUACAAUAAUUAAUGCCCUGUUACAAUUUUACAUUUGUUUACUUUUGUGUGUCAACUUUCGUCGCGGUUGUCUUUUAAUGUGAUUAACUUGCUUUUUGUUAUUGCUUUUUGGAAAUAGAAAGACGUAAACAGUGUAAAAUAGCUUUUCCACACAUUUAAAAGGAGUCGCUGCAGCUAAUUUGGCCAGCGCGGCGAGCAGUAACAGAAGCGCGCCAUGCAUCGCUCACUGAAGCCGCACGCAUCGACGGCACAAGCUAAAAAGGUACAGCCGCCAACAAUACCAGGAGAUCUACAGCCGACGCCCGCCUCGCCCAUUGGCAGCCAUCACCAGCCCUUAAUACCGAUCUACAGGCUGAGCGGGCCACUGCGACACCAUCAGCAGCAGCAGCAGCAGCAACAGCAACACCAACAGCAUCAUCAACUGGACGAUGGGAUUAGCAGCAUGAGCGGCAGCAGCAUUGUCUCGUCGCCCUCGCUGGAGGAGGGCGGCUUCAACUUGCCGCGCGAGACGAGCGUGGCGCUGCGCAUGAAGGAUGAAACGGUUGCAGGCGCUGGCGCAGCAGCAGCAGCCGGAGGUGUUGGCUCUGGGAGCAAACAGAUUACGGCGCAGGCUCCGCUGCCGCCCAGCAUUGUGGCCUGCCCGCCGCCCGUGUUUUGCGCCACGUUGCGCGAGCCGCUCACCCACAAGGCGGCGGUGUACUAUCAUCAGCAGCUGGCGCUGCAAGAGGAUCAGGGCAUUGAUUUGACCCAGUCGCCUGGUCGCGAUUCGCCGGGCUCCUCGUCGGGCUCGGCCGGCUCUGGGUCGCGGCACAGCACCGCCAGCCUGGACUCGGGCCGUGCCUCAUCUUAUUUAACCGGCGUCUCCUCGUCGGGCGCUUCUAUACGCGCUCCGCUCUCCUCGCCCCGCUGCAGCUCCGUCAGCUCGUGCUCCAUCGGCAGCGUCGAUCGUCAGCGCAACGAUGAGCUUAUCAUUGACUGGCUGCUCGAGAUGAAGCACGAGGAGUACGCCCAGCUGUUCAUAGCCGCCGGCUACGAUUUGCCAACGAUUGCACGCAUGACGCCCGAGGAUCUCACCGCCAUUGGCAUCAAGAAUCCGCAUCAUCGCGAGCGCAUCAAGCAGCGCAUCGACAAGCUGCAGGUGCUCGACAACCUGCCACACUUCGUGCCGGGCUCAAUUGAGGAGUGGCUGCAGCUGUUGCGCUUGGAGGAGUACAUACAGCCCCUGCUCGAGCAGAACUAUAAGACAGUGCGCGAUGUCACCCAAGUGACCUGGGAGGAUCUCGAGGACAUUGGCAUUGUCAAGCUGGGCCAUCAAAAGAAAAUAUUGCUGGCCAUCAAGCGGGUCAAGGACAUUAUCAGCGGCAAAUGGAAUCCCGGCGGCGCCAAUGCCUAUCAGCAACAGGUGCGUCAGCCACGUGGCAAGAGCCUGGAAUCGCUCGAGGAUAUACACGACAACAGCACGCGCAGCCAUUUGACCUUUAGCCACUAUACCACCACGGACUAUGGACAUUUUGGGCCGCCCACGACAGCGGCAGCAGCAGCAGCAAUGGCAGCUGCGGCCACACUGCAGCAGCAACAGCAUCAUCAGCUGCUACAGCAGCAACAGCAGCAAGCGGCGGCAGCACGUCUGCUGGGCAGCAAUGCGGCAGCCAUGGCCUGGCGACGUUCCUACGAUGAUGGCGACAUAACACCCACCAACGAUGCCACGCGCGAGCUGCUCUACGAGGAGGGCGGUGGCACUCUGCCACGUCAGCAACGCGGCAUACUUCAACGAGCCGUGCUGAAUACGAUGCCGCCACUGGAACACCAUCACUAUAUGAACGCAGCUGCGGCGGCAGAGUAUGUGACAGCCGGUGGCGCUGAUGGUGCAACAUCCUAUUUGAGCGGCAGCCCCUUGACGGGCAAGAAGAUUGCGCCGGAGCCACCGCGUCGCCACUGCAGCAUACGCAACUCGCGUCAGUUGAGCGCGGAUGCAUCGCAGCAGGCGGCAGUUGCUGGGGCUAACCAACAGCAACAGCAACAGCAGCAGCAACAGCAGCAGCAGCAAGCGCAGCACAUGUUCUAUGGUCACACGGCGCAACAUUGGCAGCAGCAGCAGGCGGGCGGUGUGAGUGCUCAGCAGCAGCCGAUCUAUGCCAACUAUGCGACCAUACAGCAGACAACGGCCGAGAUACAUUGCGAGAAGUAUCAUGACAAUAAGUCAAAUUCCAGCAUCGACUCGAUUGACACGAUACCCUUUGCCAAUGAGAACACCGGCACCAUCAAGCAGCGUCUGCUCAAUCGCCAGGAGCUGCAAUCGGGCGGCGGCGGCGGCGGCGCAGCGGGAGCGAAUGCUGGACAUCAUGCGGCCGGCACGCACCUGCAUUCCUCCAGCUCCAGUUCCAGUUCGUCGUCGACGAACACCAUUGCCAACAUAGCGCAUUCGUUCCAUUCGCUGAAAUCUUCCAGUUCGCUGCACGAUGCCACAAUGGCGCGCAGCGACAGCAUGAACAGCACAGCAAGCGCUGGCAGCAGCGCCCUGCAUUUGCGCUCACCCACCCUAGACAUGGCCAGUGGUACCGGCAGCGGUAUCAUUGAGUCGGCAGCCUCACCAGAGCCAACAGCAGUAGCAGCAGCUGCUGCACCUGCCACUGUUAACACGGUGCCGCCCAAGGUGUCGGUCAAUGUGCUCAACGACAUUGGCAAUAUGUUGGCCAAUUUAACGGAUGAGCUCGACGCCAUGCUCGAGGAGGAGAAGCGAGUGGGCCUGAACAUUGACAGUGAGUAAGGCAGGCGCCCGCCCCAACAGCAGCAACAAUCCGAAUGCAAAGUUUCCUUAAGAUGAACGCCCACAACUCGUCCCCCAAUUUGUGAACGAGAAACAUUCACGUAGUGUAGCUGAAUUUUUUGUAAACGUGUAUAGUUACGCCGGCUCGACUCGUCGACAAGUUGUUUCUUUGCUGCCAGCGUCGAUUUUCAGUUAUGUUUUCAUAUCAUUUGUCUAGUUCUUAUUGAUGUCUUAAUUAUAAUUUAAUUGCUUAAGUUGAAAGUUUUGCACAAGUGCAUCACACGUAGCUCUAAAUAAUUGGUCUACUUAUGCUACGGCAGAUUUAUAGCUGAACUAAAUUUAGUCGAUUACUUGUUAAACUUGAAACCAACGGGGAAACCAGAUAUGUUUCCCCUACGUGUACAAAGCAAUAAAUCUAUAUAUAUUUAAUUUCCAGACAAAUCAAAUCAAUCCAGUUAACUGUCAGACAUUCCAAACUUAAGCACUUCAAACUUAAUAUAAUAAAUAUUGUAUAUUUAUUUUGGCUACUAAGCCGUAGGCUGUAGCAUAAACAGACCAAUUAGCUAAUCUAUAAGUUGAACAAUUUUACAUUGACGAGGCGCCAGUUUUAUUAAUUAUGAUAGAUCCACACAACAUUUAGCUGUGUAUGAAAUGUAACUCGAGAAACUACAACAGAAAAGCUUUUGAAACACGUAUACUUUUGUACUUUCCCUAUGAAUGUUAACAAAAUAAAAAAAAAAA
This is a messenger RNA of Drosophila hydei, 3924 nucleotides long. RefSeq names its product caskin-2 (gene ckn). The record is from RefSeq and is a predicted model, not a curated record. Gene Ontology annotation, molecular function: protein phosphatase binding; signaling adaptor activity. NCBI's taxonomy places the organism in Eukaryota, Metazoa, Arthropoda, Insecta, Diptera, Drosophilidae. Gene Ontology annotation, biological process: cell surface receptor protein tyrosine phosphatase signaling pathway; axonogenesis. Bases 631 to 3183 code for a protein of 850 amino acids. Gene Ontology annotation, cellular component: axon; focal adhesion. The transcript has 5 exons.